This is a messenger RNA of Odobenus rosmarus divergens (Pacific walrus), 6516 nucleotides long. RefSeq names its product aggrecan (gene ACAN). Lineage: Eukaryota; Metazoa; Chordata; Mammalia; Carnivora; Odobenidae. Gene Ontology annotation, biological process: cell adhesion. The record is from RefSeq and is a predicted model, not a curated record. Gene Ontology annotation, molecular function: hyaluronic acid binding; calcium ion binding.
AUGACCACUUUACUCCUGGUGUUUGUGACUCUGAGGGUCAUCACGGCAACCAGCUCACUAGAAGCUUCAGACCCUGACAACUCGCUGAGUGUCAGCAUCCCCGAACCGUCCCCUCUGCGGGUCCUCCUGGGGAGCUCCCUCACCAUCCCCUGCUACUUCAUCGACCCCAUGCACCCUGUGACCACCGCCCCCUCCACCGCCCCCCUCGCCCCGAGAAUCAAGUGGAGCCACAUUUCCAAGGAGAAGGAGGUGGUGCUGCUCGUAGCCACGGAAGGGCAGGUGCGGGUCAACAGUGCCUACCAAGACAAGGUCUCGCUGCCCAACUACCCGGCCAUCCCCAGUGAUGCCACCUUGGAAAUCCAGAACCUUCGCUCCAAUGACUCUGGGAUCUACCGCUGUGAGGUUAUGCACGGCAUUGAGGACAGCGAGGCUACCCUAGAGGUCGUGGUGAAAGGCAUUGUGUUCCAUUACAGAGCCAUCUCCACGCGCUACACGCUAGACUUCGACAGGGCACAGCGGGCCUGCCUGCAGAACAGUGCCAUCAUCGCUAGCCCCGAACAGCUACAGGCCGCCUAUGAGGACGGCUUCCACCAGUGUGACGCCGGCUGGCUGGCCGACCAGACUGUCAGGUACCCCAUCCACACUCCGAGGGAAGGCUGCUAUGGGGACAAAGAUGAGUUUCCGGGCGUGAGGACCUACGGCAUCCGCGACACCAAUGAGACCUACGAUGUCUACUGCUUCGCUGAGGAGAUGGAGGGCGACGUCUUCUAUGCAACAUCUCCGGAGAAGUUCACCUUCCAGGAGGCGGCUGACGAGUGCCGGCGGCUGGGCGCGCGGCUGGCCACCACGGGCCAGCUCUACCUGGCCUGGCAGGGCGGCAUGGACGUGUGCAGUGCUGGCUGGCUGGCUGACCGCAGCGUGCGCUACCCCAUCUCCAAGGCCCGGCCCAACUGCGGGGGCAACCUCCUGGGCGUGCGGACCGUCUACCUGCACGCCAACCAGACGGGCUACCCGGACCCCUCAUCCCGCUACGACGCCAUCUGCUACACAGGUGAAGACUUUGUGGACAUCCCAGAAAACUUCUUUGGGGUGGGCGGCGAGGAGGACAUCACCAUCCAGACAGUGACCUGGCCUGACAUGGAGCUGCCCCUGCCCCGAAACGUCACCGAGGGUGAAGCCCGAGGCAGCGUGAUCCUCACUGUGAAACCCAUCUUUGGCGUCUCCCCUACUGUCCCGGAGCCCGAGGCGCCCUUCACGUUUGCCCCGGAGCCCGAGGAGCCCUUCACGUUUGCCCCCGCUGGAGGGACCUCUGCCUUCCCUGAGGCUGAGAACAGGACUGGAGAGGCCACUGGGCCCUGGAGUGUUCCCGCCACGCCCGGGCCAGCCUUCACCGCCUUCACCAGCGAGGACCAUGUCGUGCAGGUGACUGCAGUCCCAGGCACAGCCGAAGUUUCGGGGCGGCCACGAUUGCCAGGGGGGGUUGUGUUCCACUACCGGCCUGGCUCCACCCGCUACUCACUGACCUUUGAGGAGGCUCAGAAGGCCUGCCUGAACACUGGGGCUGUCAUGGCCUCUCCGGAACAGCUCCAGGCCGCCUAUGAAGCAGGAUAUGAGCAAUGUGAUGCUGGUUGGCUGCAGGACCAGACCGUCAGAUACCCCAUCGUGAGCCCACGGACCCCGUGUGUGGGUGACAAAGACAGCAGCCCAGGGGUCAGGACCUACGGUGUGCGGCCACCAUCAGAAACCUAUGAUGUCUACUGCUACGUGGACAGGCUCGAGGGAGAGGUGUUCUUCGUCACACGCCUGGAACAGUUCACCUUCCAGGAAGCCCUGGCAUUCUGUGAAUCUCAAAACGCCACCCUGGCCUCCACGGGCCAGCUCUACGCCGCCUGGAGUCAAGGCCUGGACAAGUGCUAUGCCGGCUGGCUGGCGGACGGCAGCCUCCGUUACCCCAUCGUCACCCCACGGCCCUCCUGCGGCGGAGACAAGCCAGGCGUGAGAACCGUCUACCUCUAUCCCAACCAGACUGGCCUCCCCGACCCGCUGUCCCGGCACCACGCCUUCUGCUUCCGAGGUGUCUCAGCAACGCCCUCUCCAGGAGAAGAAGAGGGUGGCACACCCACCCCCUCUGUCGUGGAGGACUGGAUCGCUACCCAGGUGGGGCCUGGUGUGGCUGCUGUCCCCGGGGAGGGGGAGACCACCGCAAUCCCGGACUUCACCAUUGAGCCAGAAAACCAGACGGAAUGGGAACCAGCCUACAGCCCAGCGGGCACUUCCCCACCGCCAGGGAUCCCUCCAACGUGGCCUCCCACCAGCGCAGCAACAGAGGAGAGCACAGAAGGCCCUUCUGGAACGGAAGUGCCCUCAGCCUCAGAGGGGCCGUCCCCCUCGGAAGAGCCAUCCCCCUCAGGGGAACCGCUCCCUUGGGAGGAGCUGUCCACACUUUUACCCCCAGUGCCCAGUGGGACUGAGCUGCCAGGCUCUGGGGAGGUAUCCGGUGUACCUGAAGUCAGUGGUGACUUCACAGGCAGUGGAGAAGUUUCAGGACAUUUGGACUCCAGUGGGCUCAUGUCUGCUGUGGGCUCAGGCCUGCCUGUGGGAAGUGGACUGCCCUCAGGGGAUGAAGAUAAAAUUAUAUGGUCCAGCAUUCCUAAAGUUGGAGGUGAGGGCCUAGAGAUCUCUGCCUCUGGAGUAGGGGACCUCAGCGGGCUGCCUUCUGGAGAAGGUCCAGAAGUCUCUGCCCCUGGAGUGGAGGACCUCAGUGGAUUACCUUCUGGAGAAGGUCCAGAAGUCUCUGUCUCUGGAGUAGAGGACCUCAGCAGGCUGCCUUCGGGAGAAGGUCCAGAAGUCUCUGUCUCUGGAGUAGAGGACCUCAGUGGAUUACCUUCUGGAGAAGGUCCAGAAGUCUCUGUCUCUGGAGUAGAGGACCUCAGUGGAUUACCUUCUGGAGAAGGUCCAGAAGUCUCUGUCUCUGGAGUAGAGGACCUCAGUGGAUUACCUUCUGGAGAAGGUCCAGAAGUCUCUGUCUCUGGAGUAGAGGACCUCAGCAGGCUGCCUUCGGGAGAAGGUCCAGAAGUCUCUGUCUCGGACCUCAGUGGAUUACCUUCUGGAGAAGGUCCAGAAGUCUCUGUCUCUGGAGUAGAGGACCUCAGUGGAUUACCUUCUGGAGAAGGUCCAGAAGCUUCUGCCUCUGGAGUAGGGGACCUCAGUGGACUUCCUUCUGGAAGAGAAGGUCUAGAGACCUCUAUCUCUGGUGUAGGGGACCUCAGCGGGCUGCCUUCUGGAGAAGGUCCAGAAGCCUCUGCCUCUGGAGUAGGGGACCUCAGCGGGCUGCCUUCUGGAGAAUUUCCAGAAGUCUCUGCCUCUGGAAUAGGGGACCUCAGUGGACUUCCUUCUGGAAGAGAAGGUCUAGAGACCUCUGUCUCUGGUGUAGGGGACCUCAGUGGGCUGCCUUCUGGAGAAGGUCCAGAAACCUCUGCUUCUGGAGUAGGGGACCUCAGCGGGCUGCCUUCUGGAGAAGGCCCAGAAGCCUCUGCCUCUGGAAUAGGGGACCUCAGUGGACUUCCUUCUGGAAGAGAAGGUCUAGAGACCUCUGCUUCUGGAGUAGAGGAUCUCAGUGGGUUGCCUUCUGGAGUAGAGAGUCAUCCAGAGACUUCUGCUUCUGGAGUAGAGGACCUCAGUGAACUUCCUUCUGGAGGAGAGGGUCUAGAGACCUCUGUUUCUGGAGCUGAGGAUCUCAGUGGGUUGCCCUCUGGGAAAGAAGACUUGAUUGGGUCAGCCUCUGGAGCCUUGGACUUUGGCAGAAUACCUUCCGGAACUCUGGGAAGUGGGCAAGCUCCAGAAGCAAGUGGCCUUCCCUCUGGAUUUAGUGGUGAGUAUUCAGGGGUGGACCUUGGAAGUGGCCCAUCCUCUGGCCUACCUGAUUUUAGUGGCCUUCCCUCUGGAUUCCCAACUGUGUCUCUAGUGGAUACGACAUUGGUGGAAGUGGUCACAGCCACCAGUGCAAGUGAACUGGAAGGGAGGGGAGCUGUUGGCAUCAGUGGUGCUGGAGAAACAUCUGGGCUGCCCUUCAGUGAGCUGGACAUUAGUGGGGCAGUUAGUGGACUCCCUUCAGGAGCUGAACUCAGUGGCCAAGUGUCUGGGUCCGCUGACAUCAGUGGGGAAACAUCUGGAUUCUUCGGUGUCAGUGGACAGCCAUCAGGGUUUCCUGACAUCAGUGGGGGAACAUCUGAGCUUUUUGAGGUCAGUGGGCAGCCAUCAGGGUUUUCUGGGGAAACAUCGGGAGUGACAGAGCCUAGUGGACUGCCCUCCGGACAACCAGAUGUCAGUGGAGAAACCUCUGGAGUUCUUUCUGGCGCUGGUCAACGCUUUGGCAUAACCGACCUGAGUGGAGAAACAUCUGGGGUCCCUGAUAUCAGUGGGCAGCCAUCGGGGUUGCCGGAGUUCAGUGGGACAACUUCUGGAGUCCCUGACCUGGUUCCCGGUACCAUGAGUAGUAGUGGUGAGUCUUCUGGCAUUACGUUUGUGGACAGCAGUUCGGUUGAAGUGACCCCAACUACUUUUAAAGAAGAAGAAGGUUUAGGGUCUGUGGAAGUCAGUGGACUCCCUUCAGGGGAGGCAGAUCUCUCGGGCAUAUCUGGGAUCACGGAUGUCAGUGGACAAACUUCUGGAGCAAUUGACUCCAGCGGGUUGACACCCCAGCCUCCAGAAUUCAGUGGCCUGCCAAGUGGAGUAGCUGAAGUCAGUGGAGAAUCCUCUGGAGCAGAGACUGGGAGCAGCCUGCCCUCAGGAGCAUAUGACGGCAGUGGACUCCCAUCCGGUCUCCCCACUGUGUCUCUUGUAGACAGAACUUUGGUGGAAUCCGUCACCCAGGCUCCAACAGCCCAAGAAGCAGGAGAAGGGCCCUCGGGCAUUUUGGAACUCAGCGGUGCCCAUUCUGGAGCACCAGACGUGUCUGGAGACCAUUUGGGAGUUUUGGACCUAAGUGGGCUGCAGUCCGGGCUGGUGGAGCCCAGUGGAGAGCCAUCAAGUACUCCAUAUUUUAGUGGGGACUUUUCUGGCACCAUGGAUGUAAGUGGAGAAUCCUCUGCAGCCACGAGCACCAGUGGGGAGGCCUCAAGACUUCCAGAAGUUACUUUAAUGACUUCUGAGUUCGUGGAGGGUGUCACGGAACCAACUGUUUCCCAGGAACUUGCCCAAAGACCCCCUGUGACAUACACCCCCCAGCUCUUUGAGUCCAGUGGAGAAGCCUCUGCGUCUGGGGAUAUUAGUGGAGCUACACCAAGGUUUCCCGGGUCUGGGCUAGAAGUGUUGUCGGUCCCGGAAUCCAGCAGCAAGACGUCUGACAUUCCUGAGGCUGAGGUGGGGGCGUCUGCCGCCCCUGAGGCCAGCGGACGAGCUUCCGGGGUCCCUGAUGUGGGUGAAGCCACCUCUGCCUUCCCUGAAGCUGAUGUGGAGGGGGCCUCAGGCCUGGGAGUGAGCGGCAGCACCUCAGCCUUUCCUGAAGGCCCCAGGGAGGGCUCGGCCACCCCAGAAGUACGGGAGGAGCCAACCAGCACCUACGCUGUGGGCACAGAGGCGUCAGGCUGGCCUUCGGCCACUCCGAUGGCGUCUGGAGACAGGACUGAAGUCAGCGGAGACCUGUCUGGUCACACGUCGGGGCAGGAUGUUGUCAUCAGCACUAGCGUCCCAGAAUCCGAGUGGAUCCAGCAGAGCCAGCGCCCUGCAGAGGCGCCUCUAGAAAUUGAGUCCUCAAGCCCCUUGCACUCAGGAGAAGAGACCCAAACGGCCGAAACUGCCACCUCCCCCACAGAUGUUUCCAUCCUCACUUCUCCAGCAGGGACACAUGAAUCAGCACCAACCGUUCCAGACCAAGAGCUGUGUGAGGAGGGCUGGACCAAGUUCCAGGGUCACUGUUACCGCUACUUUCCCGACCGCGAGAGCUGGGUGGAUGCCGAGAGCCGGUGUCGGGCUGAGCAGUCACACCUGAGCAGCAUCGUCACCCCCGAGGAGCAGGAGUUUGUCAACAACAACGCCCAAGACUACCAGUGGAUCGGCCUGAAUGACAGGACCAUCGAAGGGGACUUCCGCUGGUCAGACGGACACUCCUUGCAAUUUGAGAACUGGCGCCCCAACCAGCCCGACAACUUCUUCGUCAACGGGGAGGACUGCGUGGUGAUGAUCUGGCAUGAGAAGGGAGAGUGGAAUGACGUGCCCUGCAAUUACCACCUGCCCUUCACGUGUAAAAAGGGCACAGUGGCCUGCGGAGACCCCCCUGUGGUGGAACACGCCAGGACCUUCGGGCAGAAGAAGGACCGGUACGAGAUCAAUUCUCUGGUGCGGUACCAGUGCACAGAGGGCUUCGUCCAGCGCCACGUGCCCACCAUCCGGUGCCAGCCCAGCGGGCACUGGGAGGAGCCUCGGAUCACCUGCACAGACCCCUCCACGUACAAGCGCAGACUACAGAAGCGGAGCCCACGGGCCCCACGGUGGAGCCGACCCAGCACAGCCCACUGA